GAACAAGUAAGGACCGGCUGCGACACGAGGAAGAAGGCCCCUGCCCAAGCCGGGCGCCGUUUUUCCCCUCUUCCCGGUUCGUCGGUUCCCCGACUGGCUAUCUGGCGAUCCCGAGCGUCUCUCCCCUCAGGGGCCGGGAACUGGGCAGUCAUGGCUGAGGUGAAAGUGAAGGUGCAGCCGCCCGACGCGGAUCCGGUCGAAAUAGAAAACAGGAUUAUAGAAUUAUGUCACCAGUUCCCUCAUGGAAUCACAGACCAAGUAAUUCAGAAUGAAAUGCCUCAUAUAGAAGCCCAGCAGCGGGCAGUGGCCAUCAAUAGACUGCUGUCCAUGGGUCAGUUGGAUCUCUUAAGGAGCAAUACAGGACUUCUGUAUAGAAUAAAGGAUUCUCAGAAUGCUGGCCCUGUCUCAUUCUUUUUAAGUAAAAUGAAAGGAUCAGAUAACCAAGAAAAACUAGUAUAUCAAAUCAUAGAGGAUGCAGGAAAUAAAGGAAUAUGGAGCAGAGAUAUCCGAUACAAAAGUAACUUGCCAUUAACAGAAAUUAACAAAAUUCUAAAGAAUUUGGAAAGUAAAAAGCUUAUCAAAGCUGUUAAGUCUGUGGCAGCCUCAAAAAAGAAAGUAUAUAUGCUCUAUAACGUGCAACCGGACCGGUCUGUGACUGGUGGAGCCUGGUACAGUGACCAGGAUUUUGAAUCAGAAUUUGUAGAGGUGCUUAACCAACAGUGUUUUAAAUUCCUACAAACCAAGGCAGAAACAGCACGGGAAAGCAAACAGAAUCCAAUGAUACAAAGAAAUAGUUCAUUUGCCUCAUCACAUGAAGUGUGGAAGUAUAUCUGUGAAUUGGGGAUCAGUAAGGUAGAGUUGUCCAUGGAGGACAUUGAAACGAUCUUAAAUACACUCAUUUAUGAUGGGAAAGUGGAGAUGACUAUCAUUGCUGCAAAAGAAGGCACAGUUGGCAGUGUAGACGGACACAUGAAACUGUACAGAGCAGUCAAUCCAAUCAUCCCACCCACGGGUUUGGUCCGGGCCCCAUGUGGACUCUGCCCGGUUUUUGAUGACUGCCAUGAAGGUGGUGAGAUUUCACCAUCUAACUGUAUUUAUAUGACAGAGUGGCUCGAAUUUUAAUAGAGAACUGGGAACUUUCCUGACAUUUUGCAAAUGAAGUUACUUUGGGAGCAGAUAAUUUAACUCAUGAUGGAACAUCAAAUUCCCUUGAAAGCAAACUUCACAAUAAUGGGUAGACUUGCUGCUAUGAAAAAGUAUUUUUUUAUCUAUGAAGACUAAAUUUAUAUUGGUAGAGUAGCCAACAGAAUAUGAAGCAGGUAAGGCUAAUAGUGAAAUCCAUCCUUCAAUAAAUAAAAUACUUUGAACUUCAGGAAGACCACCUUCUGAAGCUUUCAAGACUUUUGAUGGUUCAUGGAAAAAGAAGCCAACAAAUCCAUAUUUGCCAUAUACUACAGUAAUGACUAAAGUUUAAAAAUGCCCAUUUUAAAGUUAUUUAUUAAGGUCUUCAUUGGAAAAUUUUGUAUCUGGUUCACUACUGCCAUUUGUUUUCUCUUUUCUCAGUGGUUUCAUUGAGAAGGAAUCAAAAGCGGUGAGGCAGGAAUAGCACUUGGAGGCAUGAGUGGGGAAGAGAAUGGAACAUCCCUUUCCACACACUAUUCAUUCCUUUUUACAUCAGAAAUAUUCUUUCAGAGGAUUAUGCCUUUGUACUUACCUCAAAUGCAAAUGAUGACUAUUGUCAAAGAUGUUUUCAGUGCAUAAAUAUGAUUAUUCUCAUCCUAAAGAGAAUGUUUUCACUGGUCCUUCUUUGUCAAAGUCUUCCAAGUCUUACUCUGCAGCUCAACUGCCUUAUCUGCUAGAAUUGCCCCAUAAUCCAUUGCGCUCCAUUCACUUUAUUGUGAGCAGGGUACCACUCCUCUUAUUUUAGAUUUGUUUCCGUACUCUCUUAAAAAUCAUGGUGUAAUUGGUCUAAACUAAACAGAAAGCCAUUAUAAUUGUUCUCAGUUCUAAUGGUACCUUCAAUCCUAGGUAAUUUGGUGUAUUGUUGCACAGAAGUUAGCUUUUUAGGAUCUCAGCUGUUGUAUUUUCACUUUGUAGUUCUCCUUAAUGAUUUCUGUGUCCAGGCCAAAAGCAUGAGACCAAAGGAAAGGAAUUCAAAGCUAGCUACUACUGAGGCCUGAGUUCAAACACCAGUUUGGAUAUACUCGAAGUGGUAAACAUCAGAAGGGUUAUUUUGAGAUAUAUGGGAUCAAUAAAAUAAAAUUCAGCUCAGUAACCAAGAACCAGGUGGAGUCUGUGGCCAGCUCUAUAGAAAUAGAGUUCAAUGACACUAGCAUUUUGAAACAAAGUAUUGGAUGUACAGAAGAUAGAGCCUGAAACUACACCACCCCCAGCGAGAGCUGGAAUAGUAAGAACAUUAUCUGUCCUCCCUGGGACCUCGCCUAUCACAGAGGCACUAGUCUUAUUUAAUGAAAAAACUGAACUUGGGGGAGAGGUACAAGUGGGGAGAAGGAAGCAGUUCAUGACUUUGCAUUGUGUCUUGAUAGCCAAAGAUUCUAAAGCUUACAGUCAGAGGCCACAAAAGUUCCCUGACUCACCAGAAUAAAGAGACCCUUUAAAUGCUUUUCCCACAGCAUGUCUUUCAUUCUGAAUAUUAACUGAAGGAGAAAAGAGACAAAAGUACUGCACCUCUGUUAUAUAGUUAAAUGGAUAUUUACCUACCAGAAGUAAACUAUGACCACAGUUUAUGGAGCUGUAGACUCCCGACACCAAAAAAUCAAAUUGUGAAUGAAGUCCUAAUCCUUACAGUUGAUUUCCAUUUAGUACAAGGUAUUUUGGUCACCUGAGAAUAGAUAUUCCCUGGAGUCUGUUAGGGCCCUUCUAUUCCGCUUAAUAAUGAUCCGUUGGGAGUCAAAUAAUCAUGAGAGACCAUGAUUCAAUGGUUUAAAUGGAUAGUUUAUGUGGGAUUCUUCCAUAAAACUCCUCUGAGCUUGGUUUGGUGAGGAGUAAAUUUUAUGGAGCCAUGAUUUUUAUGGUGAUCAACUGAGUAAACAAGUCAAACAAGUAAUUUCAAGUUGAGUGACUUUUACUUUGAACCAUUAUUAUUACAUGGUGGGUAAGGGGAGAAUAAAAAUACAUGCCCUAGGACGCUUGCUGUCCCCCAAACUUUUGAUGACAGUAUUCCAUAUCUGCUGUUCAAUAAGGUAGCUGCUAGUCACUUGUGGCUGUUAAGACUUGAAAUGUGGCUAGUGUGAAUGAAGAACUGAAUUUUAAUUUUAUAGCUACCUGUGGUUACUGGCUACCAUAUUGGAUAGCACAACUCAACAGUCAUAGGUCUAGAUUAAUUAUAGGAAUGAAGAAUAUCAAAAUUAAUUAUUUCUCAAUUGUAUAGGUUUGUUGCUUUUCUGUGGAAGAAGAGGACAACAAAAUAUUAUUAACUGUUAUUUGUAUAAGUUUGUAAUUUUUUGACAAAGGACUUCAGAAAACAAGACUGAGAGUAAGUAGAGCAAUGACUAAUUCCAAAUCAAAAAGAAUCAAAUUUUGGUUAUAGGCUUGAUCAAAUCAUUGCUAAACAACCUCUUUAAGAAAAUUAUUACUCAAUUGAUUUAUUGAAUUUGCUUUUCACUAACGUGUCAAAUGAGUUGUUUUAAAUCUUAAUUUUUUUAUUUAUAAAAGUAAUACAUGUUCACUAUAAUAAACUCAAAUAAUACCCAGGUGUACAAAAUAAGAAGGAGACUCCCACCACACCAUAUUCUAAAAUUCCUAUUCCCCAAAGAAAUUGCCAUUAAAAGUUGAGAGUCUUUAUCUUUUUUCUUUGAGCACAUUUAGAAACCAAGACUUUUCUGGUUAAAAUGAUGGCUUUGAAUCUCCUUUAGACAUAAACAGGGAAUUCACAUCUUUGCAGCAAACAUCAGGUUCUGCAACACCAAGUAUGAAGUCACUGGAAGUUGUUUGAGGCAAUACUUAGGGAUCAUAAUAGCCAAAAAAUGUUGGGAAAUAAAAGCAUUUUUUUGAGGGAAUAUGAUCAGAAAAGAAAUCAUGGAAUGAGGCUUAAAAGAGAGGCAAAGGACCAUGGAAGUUAAAAGGUAGAAUUCUUUACAGAACAAAAUUUGAGGUAUGGAAAGAUUCUUUUAAAAAAUACUUAAGAUUUUGUAACAAAAUCCAAAUUGUUCCCAUGAUUGCAUCCUUUGACAUUAUGUUCAUUUCUCAGGCUUCAUAGAGAAUCAUUUAAAGCACCUGGCUAAGUUAAUCCUAAUGGCAGAGGUCACAAAUGGGUGGCUUGGACUUUGUGUGUCUUGCACUGUUUGUAAAUUUUUUUUUUUAACUGUCGUUGCCAACUUACAUCAUCCAUAUGUACAUGUAUUGGACACAACUCAUAUACAUAUGAACUGUAUAUACAAACAUAAAUAUAGUCCCUAAAUAUAAAAACCACUGCAUGAAAUUUUUUCCUUGAAAAAUCAGAAAAUUGGCAACACUUUGCCCCCUUCCCACAUGGCAACAAUUUAGACAGGACAUGAGUUCCCCAUGUUACCCUAAUCCCCACCACUCUGGUCUAGCACAGAUCUGGUUGGCUAUGCUCAUGUAUAUAUGUCCAGGCUGGGCUUACAGUCCCUGUCUGACCUGGCAGACCCCUGACUCAGAUCCAUGAAGGACCAGGGCAGGGUGUCAAAGAUGGGAGGCCCUAGUCUAGGUUUAAUGUCCUGGGCCAGCUCAAAAUAGCUAGUGGUUUGAGCUCUAAGCCAGCACUCUGGACCUUUAGUCGUGUUUUCUUUCCCCCCAAAAUAACAAAAGGUUCAUUUCAAAGAGGAGUACCACUCUUACAACCUACACGAAACUACUUCAUUUUAACCUGGACUGGGAAUCAGGAAACCUGGAUUCCAUUUCUGCUUAUUCACUUUGGACAGAUAAAGGUAGUUAAGCUCUCCUUAUGUCCUGACUCAAAUGGGAAAAAUACUGCUUUAGUUCAUAGCAGUUUGCGAGAUACAGAUCCUAUGGAAAAUGGAAAUGCUGUUUGUAACUUAGUUUGAACAUUGAACUUCUGUUUUUUUCAGAACUUAAUUUGACCUGUUUUAUGUGUCCACUAAUAUGAUCACAGAUAAUUUUUAUCUAUUAAUAACCUGAUAAUUGCUCUACCCCUAUACCGGAAUGCAAAAUAGCAGAAAUCCCAUCCUGUCUAUGCUGGCACUUUCAGCAUAGACUUUAUCACACUAAUCAGUUCAUGAAACUCCGUGUUCUGAAAGUGGCCACGGUCACUGAAUUUGUACAAUUUGGCUUCCAACCUAUCAGCCACUUCUUGUUGUUCUUUCCAGGGAAGGAAAGGAUCAUCAGUGGAGCCAAACUGCACAAUAUGAGCGCAGUUGGCUUUGAUCUUCUCCCACUGCCAGGGACGAUUGAAGUAUCCUAUGGGAAAAAAUAUAUAUAUAAUCUAUUACCACCCAUGGAUAAUUUCCCUUCUAGCCAUUGUAAAAUAUCUAGCAGAGAUACAAAGAAUCAGAGCCUAAGUGUUAGAAGUCCUUUAGUUUUCAAAUCUGUAGAGCUUGAUACCAUAACCAUUUGGGAAGGGGGAGUACAUGGCUCAUAAAGUUAGGGUUCAGUGCAUUAGAAAGUGGUCUAUCCACUCUCAAAGGGCCUAAUUUAUAUCUAAAGAAGGGCAGUAAAUGUUUCUCAAAUGCUACUAGAGGUUUUUUUUUAGCCUAUCCAAAAGCCAGUGCUGUUUAACCUGAACAAACAUCCCUGUGACUAGAGCAAGGGCUUUUCUGUACUGGUUUCUGCCUUCAAACUUACCACUGGCCCGCUCAUUUUCAUCCCCCAAGUCGGAGGUGUAUGCAGACACUAACACGAUAGCAUAUACUUGGUGUGUUUCUGCAUACCUGGAGAAAGAGAAAUGACGUCAGCUAAUACUUAAUGUUAAAUCUGCCAAAAAGUCAAAACAAAACCCUGAAAACUCAUUUGAUUUAGCUUACAGAAAGCAGGUGCUAUCAACUGUCGAGUUUAGCAAGAAAAAUAGGAAGGAAACUGCAGAACUACAAGCCCAGUGGUUAAUGGCUUACCCUUGGCCAUUUGAUGAGUUUCUACUGAUUUUUCAAGGUAGUCCAAACCUCUUUGGUAAUCCUUUCCAAAAAAACAUAAAAAGUGUAAUCAUUCUCUUUGAUGUGCCUAUUAACCUACCUUCAGUAUGCAUCAGCAUUGCUUUGUUGGUUAACCUGCAGAUUCAGUCCCAGAGCAUCUGAUUCAGAGGGUUGGUACAGGGCCCAGGAAUCUGCAUUUUAAGACAUGACACCUCCCCCAACCCAGAUGACAAAUACAAGUGAUCUGUGAACCAUAUUAAGAAAUUCUGUACCACGAUGGAAAUGUACUUCUUUUUGCCACACGCUCUACAUUGCAUUGUAGUACUUGUUUGUGUCGUGUUAUAUCUAUCUUCCCCAAUAAACCUCAGCUCCUUAAGGGCAGGUGUGAGUCUUCUUGAUCUUUGUGACCCUGGUGUCCCGUACAGUGCCUGGCAAGCAGACACUCAGCUAACUAUUUGCAUGAAGUUCCCUCACUCAGCAAAGACUAGGCUAGGGAAAGAUGUGGGGUAGUAAUAGUUUCCAGAGGCCUUGGUGCCAGGAAAGAUUUAGGGUUGGUAUUUUGUUUUCAGGCGAAACUUUUUGCCCAACCAUUUGUUUUGAAAAAUGUCAAACUUACAGAAAAGUUAGAAGAACAAGAAGCACCUAGAUUUAUUCAUUUUACCACAUUUCACACCUAAACAUGUCAACAUGUAUCGCCUAAGAACAAGGUUGUCUCUUAUAUAUAUCUCCACAGUGCCAUUAUUACAGCUAGUACAUUUAACACGGAGAUGGUAAUACUAUCUGUAUUCAUUUUUCCCCAGUUUUACCAAAAAUGUUCUUUAAAACUGCUUUUCAAUCCUAGAUCAGUCAAAGAUCACUGCAUUUUGUUUUCAUGACUCUCUAGUCACUUUUAAAUUUUUUGUUUUAAAUGACAUUGACAUUUUUUCCAGAGUUUAAGCCAGUUGUCCUGUACAUCAUCCCCUAAACUGAAUUUGGCUGUUUUCCUCAUGAUUAGACAGAGGUUAAACAUUUUUGGCAAGAAUACUGCAUAGGCAAUGUGUCUGUCCCACUCCAUCACAUCAGAGACACACAAUGCCAGUUUCCCUUUAUUGGUGAGAUUAAGUGUGAUUACUAAGGUGACAGCUAUCAGAUAUCCACUGUAAAGACACAAUUGUCCCCUUUGUGAUUAGUAAGUAAUCUGUGGGGUGGUCCUCUGUGACUAAAUCAGUAUCCUGUUCCCCUACAAUCUCAUACCCCAUAGUUUUGGCAUCAACUUUCUCCUUGCCUACCUUAACUUUAGAAGUUAAUUUUUAGAAGGUUGCGGACAAUCCUGCAGUAAGUUUCA
Messenger RNA from Mirounga angustirostris (Northern elephant seal), 7392 nucleotides. RefSeq names its product RNA polymerase III subunit F (gene POLR3F). Gene Ontology annotation, biological process: transcription by RNA polymerase III. NCBI's taxonomy places the organism in Eukaryota, Metazoa, Chordata, Mammalia, Carnivora, Phocidae. The record is from RefSeq and is a predicted model, not a curated record. Bases 151 to 1122 code for a protein of 323 amino acids. Gene Ontology annotation, cellular component: RNA polymerase III complex. The transcript is spliced from 10 exons.